AGUUCGUUAGCGGUGAAUAACUGCCUAACGGUGAGCAGGCGCACACAUUGACGGAAGUUGGUAAUACAGAAAGUGAAGUGGUCUGAGGGUUCAGGAAAACCUACAUAAUGUCGGACCACGAUGACAACCUUUCGUAUGAAGGAACUCCGAUCGCUUCGUACCGAGUUGUGGAUCUUCGGUCAAUUCUGGAUAAGCACGGUUUAUCAAAGACGGGCACGAAGAAGGAGCUAGCGGCAAGAUUAUCAUCCUUCGUGAUGUCACAAGAUGGUUCGUGUCGCGAUUCUGUUGAGGAGAGCAUUGGUAUAACGGAGCCAGAGCCGACUUCAGGUCUUCAGUCUGACACAGGCCAUGACUCCACGGAUGAUGGACCCACUCCAGGGAUGGAACGGAGGCGUUCGAGACGAGGAGAGAUUGGCCUUGAUGAUCCAAUGGAAGUUGAUUCCCCUCGCCGACGUAGUUCACGGCGUCGCGGAGCUGACGAAGAGGAAGACGAUACACCAGAAAAGGCGAAUACUCCCCUUGUGCCUAAACUAUCCCUGAAGGGCCGUUUUUCCGUCUCAAGUCCUGCUCAGGAGCCAGAAGCUAUUCUUUCGACUGCCACUGAAGAAUCCGACGAAGAUGACGACGAUGAUUCGAAUUCGUCGUCGAAACGCAAACACAAGCACAAGAAACGUCGCGAGAAAGAACACGAUGAUGACAUCUCGAAAGAAGAAAAGCGAGAACGUAAAGAGAAACGCAGAGAAGAAAAAGAACGUAAAAGGAGGGAGCGAGAUAGCAGCGGUCACAGCAGUGGAAGAGAGGAAUCUGGGCAAAGGAUUGAUGAAAAAUUGAACCCUCCUAAUGGCGAAAAACCAGCUAGCAAUGAUAUCGAAGAACAGCCUAUUGUCGAGCCUGUUAUAAUGCCGAAAACUUAUCCCUCAUUAGAAAAAGAUAAAUCUGCAACGCUGUCGGAUUCAAAAAAAGAUCUCGCGACCUCAUCAGGCAGCACUGAUUCUGCGGAAGCGACGGAAAAAGCUGCUAAAGUUGUACCAACAGAAGAUCCUGUUGAGGUGAUUUCGCUAGUGAAAGAAAAAGUGCCAGAUUUAGAACUUCCAACUUCGAAAAUCGAAGUUGCUUCUGUGCAAUCGACAAAGGAAACCUUGGAAAGCCCGGGUGAAUCGGUUGCUACCGCUGCUGCCGUAAAAGCGCCAACUCCCAAGGAAAUCGACACACAUUCGUCUGCCGUUAUUGUGAAACCUUCCAAAGUUGAAGCAGAUGUGAAGAAAACAAAGGAGCCAGUUUUGGAGGAAUCGAUCGAGAAGGUGGAAAAGUCGGAUGCUUCUCGCACCGAAGAAGUGGAGUCAUCCAAGGUAGUGAAACCUGAGGGGACGAAAGAACCGGCGAAAAGUGAGGAGUCUAGUGAAAAAUCAUCUGACGAUUCAUCGAAAGAACGCCGGUAUAAAACGAAAGAAGGAGCCUCCAUCAUUGUGAAAAUGCCGGAACGACGCGCAGAGGAAAGCCGAAAAAUAAAGUUGAAGAGAUCUUCUGAAAGCCGCUCAAGUGUUCGGGAUGUAUCUGAAGAUUCCCAUCGUACACCUAGAUCGCACGAAGAACAUCGCAAGCCGAUUGCCCCGAGGGCUUCCGAUGAUGAUAAGAAGAUUGUUGAACAUGGGAAGCAGGAGCGCGCGGAUGAAGACUCAACUACUUCGAAGAAGGAUGAAGAGAAAGAGCGCUCACAUCACAGGAUUGAACGCAGGAAGCUGGAAGUCAAGCGAGCAUCGCCGCCGAAGCUACGGAAGGAAGAGCGCACCAGGAUAAGCCCUCCGAAGAAAAGUCCUCCUAAAGAACGGGCGAAAUCGCCUGAGCGCCUUAGUAAAUCCGACGAGCCAACCUCGAAUCCUGAGGUUUCCGCCUCUGCUGAGACGGAGACCGUUUCUCAAGUAGCUGAUGCAUCAAAGCCGAAGCCAGCUCGUCGCAAGUUGCAGUUGAAGCGCAAAGCGCCUGCUACAGAGGAGGACAGCGUGGACAAGGAAGAAGCACAGGACAACUCACAGGACCAUGGAAAGAAGAGAAGAGGAUGGGGAUCAUCGGGCAUCACUACAAGGAAGGGAUCGUUUGAGAUUUCUAUGAAUACGUUGAGGACUUUGGUGAGUCCAGAGCCCGCGAAGGAAGAAGAGGAUGAAGACAAGCAGGAGGAGGAAGUUCAUCACGAAGAAGCAACGUCUCCGAGAAAACGCCGUGCGAGGAAAGAAGAAGAGGAAGAAGCGGAGGAAGAGAAAAGUGGAGAUGAAAGCGACGAGGAAGUGUCGCGCACUCGCAAGGUCCGCAAAGUUUCUACCACUGCAAAGAGUGUUGACGAGCAGGGUGACGAGGAAAUGGACGAAAGAGGCGCCAAGGUUACCUCGCGGGAAUUAAAACUGAAAAUAUCAGCAGAUCAUGAUGUUGAAGCGCCGAGACGGGUUACUGUCAAGAAUGACAUUACGGAUUCAGGAAUCCCACCGCGUGGCCCGCGUGCGGUAACACCGGCCCGCAAUCCUCCGAAUAGGGUUAUUCACAUUAAAAAUCUAAUGCGUCCUUACACCAUCAACCAACUGAAGGAACUGUUGUGUCGCACUGGUUCUUUGGAACCGGGACUAUUCUGGACGGAUAAGAUCAAAUCUCAGUGCAUUGCUUGCUACGAGACAGAAGAACAAGCCAUCGAAACCCGCCUGGCAUUGCAUGGCGUGAAGUGGCCAGUUUCAAACAACAAAGUUCUUCGUGUUGAUUUUUCUUCGGAGGAAGAGCUAAAGGAGCAUUUGUUGAAGGACGAAGAAGAGCAGCUCGCUGCGUCAGCAAGGGCUGUACGAAGUGGUGGAGGUGAUGAGCAUGGUGGCGCAGAUGGCGAGUUUGGUAAGGAAAACGAUCGCGAACGCGACCGUAAACGAUCUCCGUUGCGUUUCGACAGCACUGAGAGGAAACGAAGAAGUCGAAGUGCUGACGGUGGUCGUAUGCGAAGAAUUGAUGAUCGGAGGAGGUCUUCGAGGUCUCCAGAUGCAAGUUUGAGAGAAUGGGAUCGCGCAAAAAUGGGAGAACGCUCUCCAGGAGCGAAAGAAAGAGAGCGGGAGAAUCGUCGACGUGAACGGAUUCGUGAAGAAGAAGUGGCUCGAGCUAGAAUGGAUGAUCGUCGAGAUCGCGAGAAAGCCAAAUCUCCGGCGAAAUUGCUCGAUGAUCUUUUUCGCAAAACUAAGACGACCCCUUGCAUCUAUUGGUUGCCGUUGACUGAAGAGCAGAUCGCGCAAAAAGAAGAAGAGCGCAGGCAAAGAGUGUUGGAACGUCAACGACGAAUCACAGAGAUGGAAAAGCUCGACAAGGAGCGUCGUCGUGGAAGCCGCAGUAGGAGUUUGAGUCGGAGUCCAGGAAGGAACAGAUUCCGCGGCGGGCGAGCACGAAGAUAUCCUUAAUAUGGCAUCGUUUCUGCAUCGCCUCGAGCCCGUUUUGAUUUUUUGCUACGAAUCCUAAUGAGUGAACGUGCGAGUGAAUCGCGUGACUUGCUCGCGGUUUCCUACCUAUUUCGAACGUUCAACCAACAUCGUCCACCAGCAUUCUUCAAUUCUGGUUGCGGAGGAUUUGUUGGAGCUUGAGUUAUUGGACGCGGAUGCAGAAGGGUUACGACAAAUUUCGACGAGUGUAUUUCGUUCUUGGCUAAAUAUCCAUCGGGGUUCCGUUGCCUGCGAGUGCUGGUCCGAGAUUUAUCUCUUCACCACUCUGUGUGUUAAUGCUGGACUUCUAUGUUUUCAGACAAAUUUUCCAGAAAUUUCUGGUUCUACACGUGGGUAAGUAGUUUUUUCUUACCCCAGCUGUUCUCCUGGUUCUCCGAGGCUUAUUGUUGUUGAAGGAAACAAAGGCCCGGUUUUGCUGGUCAUUUUCCCGUUUCGUAAUUAUUUGUAGCACACGAGGUAAGUUUAUCCAGAGGCGUUAGCGACACGAUGACGUCUCGCUGAAGCAGGAAGCGACCCGUUCUUGCACGUUUUGUCUUCUGCUCUUAAGUUCUUUUGUUUUCUAAAAUUUGCGAGAAGUUUCCGUGUCCUAGCGAGCUGCGUUAUGCCCAGGGUGGACACACUUGCGCUCGACAAACAUUUUCGUGUUGUUCGUGAAUAAAGGCUGACCCUUAGAACAAA
Molecule: messenger RNA, 4136 nt
Organism: Notodromas monacha
Lineage: Eukaryota; Metazoa; Arthropoda; Ostracoda; Podocopida; Cyprididae
Source: the annotation of a GenBank genome assembly